GGCCCACCUGUCGAAACGAGGCUUCUCCAAGCUGCCACCGCAGCCGGAUUGCUGCUGGCUGCUCCCCCACUCCCCGGCCCCUCUCUUUAUAGCGGAUUUCCACCCCCGCCGCGCCGGCCAGCCACAUGUGCCUCGCCGCCGCCUCCCCCUGGCGCUGCUGCCGCUCGUUCUUGCCCUCCUCCGCCGCGCUCCCGCGACGCUUCCUCCGCGGCCUCCUCGGCGGCCCCGCCCCCACGAGGCCGUACCCGCCGUCGGCGACUAAUCUGCUGCGGCGCUGUAUCCCGUUCCACCGGAUGGCGCAAUACUGGACUCAACCAUCACUGGACAAGAACAAAGCUUUGGUUGACUACCUAAAGCAGUAUGGUGCCGUUAGGACUGAUAAAGUGGCUGAAGUAAUGGAAACAAUUGAUAGAGCGUUAUUUGUGCAAGAGGGUACCCCUUACAUUGACAGUCCUAUGCCAAUUGGUUUCAAUGCGACAAUAUCUGCUCCUCACAUGCAUGCGACCUGCUUGGAACUACUGAAGGAUCAUUUGCAGCCAGGCAUGCAUGCUCUGGAUGUGGGAUCAGGUAGUGGCUACUUGACAGCUUGUUUUGCAAUGAUGGUUGGACCAGAAGGCCGUGCGGUGGGAAUUGAACAUAUCCCUGAAAUUGUUGCUUCCGCUAUUGAAAAUGUCCAAAAAAGUGCUGCAGCUCCACUACUGAAGGAUAGGUCGCUCUCUUUUCAUGUUGCAGGUAUGCUAACUGAUGGCAGGCUUGGCUUUCCAGAUGCUGCCCCCUACGACGCGAUCCAUGUGGGUGCGGCGGCACCUGAUAUCCCUCAGCCUCUGCUUGAUCAGCUGAAGCCUGGUGGUCGGAUGGUCAUACCAGUGGGCACCUACUUCCAGGAUCUGCAGGUGGUGGACAAGAACGCUGACAGAUCGAUCAGCAUCCGGAACGACGCCUCCGUGCGCUACGUCCCUCUGACCAGCCGCUCGGCCCAGUUGCAAGAUCCCUAAAGGCCCUACUGUUCCCGAGUCUGGACCUCGGGAUGUCUCUGUCUGUAUAUAUGAUCCCACAUUCUCGCUACGAUGUGGAGCAUCAAGUUUCUUCUUCUGAAUAGCUAGGCAGUUUUAGUUCGUUGUUGGUUAACCAAUAAUGUUGAAGAACGUGUGCUUUCUGCAAUAAAAUGGGUUCCCAGUA
Molecule: messenger RNA, 1179 nt
Organism: Panicum virgatum (switchgrass)
Lineage: Eukaryota; Viridiplantae; Streptophyta; Magnoliopsida; Poales; Poaceae
Product: protein-L-isoaspartate O-methyltransferase-like
Exons: 4
Coding region: 126-995 (289 amino acids)
Biological process (GO): protein modification process
Cellular component (GO): cytoplasm
Molecular function (GO): protein-L-isoaspartate (D-aspartate) O-methyltransferase activity
Source: RefSeq, a predicted model, not a curated record